Messenger RNA from Chroicocephalus ridibundus (black-headed gull), 9372 nucleotides. It is a transcript of the gene WARS2, whose product is annotated as tryptophanyl tRNA synthetase 2, mitochondrial. NCBI's taxonomy places the organism in Eukaryota, Metazoa, Chordata, Aves, Charadriiformes, Laridae. Gene Ontology annotation, molecular function: tryptophan-tRNA ligase activity; ATP binding. The record is from RefSeq and is a predicted model, not a curated record. Gene Ontology annotation, biological process: mitochondrial tryptophanyl-tRNA aminoacylation. The transcript is spliced from 7 exons. Gene Ontology annotation, cellular component: mitochondrion; mitochondrial matrix. Bases 135 to 1124 code for a protein of 329 amino acids.
GCCCCGCACCCCUUCCUGCCUUUGCCAUGGCGACACCGAGUGGCCUGAUCCGGGCCCUGCAUCGCGGGACCCUCGGCCAGGUGCAUAGUUCUGACGUUGGAAUCUGACGUGUUAGCUGUGCCUUGGAAAAGAAUAUGGUCGUGGAUCGGAUUUUCUCUGGUAUUCAGCCAACUGGGACACCUCAUCUGGGUAACUACCUUGGAGCCAUUCAGAACUGGGUGAAUUUGCAGGAAGAAUGCAGCUCAGUGCUUUACAGCAUUAUGGACAUGCACUCUUUCACCAUGCCCAAGGAGCCAGCUGUCCUGCGCCAGAACAUACUGGACACCACUGCUGCUAUCCUUGCCUGUGGUAUUGACCCAAAGAAGUGUUUCCUCUUCCGACAGUCGCUGGUUCCUGAGCAUGCAGAACUUGCCUGGAUUCUUGGGUGCUUAACUAAUGUGCCACGUCUACUGCGUUUGCCCCAAUGGAAGAUGAAGCGUGCCAGCCAGAAUAAUGAAGGAACUGUUGGUUUGUUGACUUACCCAGUGCUUCAAGCCGCAGAUAUUUUGCUGUACAAGUCGACACGUGUUCCCGUUGGAGAAGAUCAAGUCCUGCACCUGGAACUAGCCCAAGAUAUAGCACAACAUUUCAACAAGAAAUACGGAGAAUUCUUUCCUGUGCCCAAAGCCAUUUUAAGUACAACAAAGAAAAUAAAAUCCCUCAGAGAUCCGACAGUGAAGAUGUCCAAGUCAGACCCACAGAAGUUAGCUACUGUUAACAUAGCGGACAGCCCUGAUGAAAUAGUGCUGAAAUUCCGCAAAGCUGUGACUGACUUUACUUCUGAGGUGACCUAUGACCCAGCUGGUCGCCCUGGUGUCUCGAAUCUGGUGUCCAUUCAUGCUGCGGUAACAGGGCUUAGCAUAAAAGAAGUGGUGCAUCAAUCUGCUGGUCUCGACACAGCUCAGUACAAAAUGGUGGUAGCGGAGUCAGUUAUUCAAAAAUUUGCACCUAUCAGGAAUGAAAUCAAGAAACUCCAGGAAGACAAAUCCCAUCUGAUAAAGGUUUUAGAGGAUGGAGCAGAGAAAGCCAAAGAACUGGCUGCCCCCAUCUAUCAAGAAAUAAGACGACUGGUGGGAUUUCAGUAGAAAAUGCUGAGUAGUUGCGAGGACUUUUGUUUCCUGGGACAGACAUUUUGUUACUUGUAUCUUUAAUCAUUUUGGUUUGAAACAAAAACUUCUUUUCCUGGAAAAUCCAAGUAGAACAUUGCAGGUGUUUGCAUUAAAAAAUGUGCAUGAAGCCAGAUAUUUCCAGUGGGACCAGCAUUGAGCUUGUCUGGAUAGUCAAAGAGGGAGGACAGAAGCAAUCAUAAUUCAUGAAGAAAGCUUGCCAAAGCAGAAUAUAAGAUUGCCUAAACGGGGGUUUGGGUUUUUCCGUUGACGACUGCAAGAACCUGAGGUAUAGGCAAGGUGAUCAGAAUCUAGCAGAAAGAAUUGUAAUCUUCUGAGGAACAUCUUAGAUGUGCAUGUGAUCUCGUUACAGAUGGACAAUGCAUCCUAUUGGUGGUUAUUCAGCUUUGAUAUGGUGACUGAAUGCGUUCUUGGAUAACCAGAAUAAAAGCGCAGACUUAAAAAUCACAAUGCUCAGGGUGAUGAAGAGAGAACUUACUGCCUCUCCCUUUCAUGUCCUCAAACUCAGUGUAAUUUUGUAUCUGCACCUCGUUUGUGUGAAGUGAGUCACUGUGUCGUAUGGGUAUGGAUAUCCAUGCUCUGAAACUCACUGUGACUGCUGCGCUAAAUGGCCUCUUUGGUAGUCACUCCAAAGAGUCCUGAGAGUGGACUUGAAUUUCACUUCUGCCACCUGUAUUAUCCUGCUGGUCAGGUCUAAAGUACUUCAGUGAGAAACAACAUGUGCUUCAGCUGCUCCUAUUCCACCUGCUGUUUGGUUUAGCACAGAGCUCCAGGAUUUUCAGUUCAGCAUCAAGUACAGGAUUCCUUUAGCAAAGGUGCAGGGGAAAAGACGUAAUCUUCUGUGAAAAAACAUUUUAGGUUGAGAAAUCUGAGAACUUCCUGUAAAAUUUACAGAAUUACUGUUUAGAAAAUUGUGCUGAGGUCAGAGCCAGACUGAGAUUAUAUAGGUCUUCAUGAAAUCUCCCUAUUGAGCCUCAAGAAAGCUCAGUGAUGAGAGAAUGGUGUUAGCUCUGCUGAUCCUAGGCCUUACGAAGACCCACAGACUGGGACUCAUGGCAUUUGUUGGGGAAUGUGUGGCAGAGGGGAAUUGCCAAAAGGAGACACGCUCUUCCAAAGAGAGGGUAGUAAGUAGUACAUGCUAAAAGGUAAUGAAAGCCCUACUGGUCCUGUGCUAGCAUGUUUAAGUGUAUCAUUGCACUUUAUGGUGGUGUGUUUGAAAUUGCUGCACUGUGGUGUAAAUUGAGUUCAUCCUGUACUCUGGCAGCUCAUAACCCUUAUACACCUAUGGCGUUUGUCGUGAAGGAUUGCAGUCUUACAUGACUGAGUUAGUAAAACUGGGAGGGUUUCUAUGUAGUGCAGGUUUUUUUGUUUAUUUGUUUUUUUAAAAAUAAGUUAUUUAGUUAAUUAUCAUAGUGAGGUGAUUCAGAAAGAAUUAUUUAAUUUUGCAAAACAAGAAGUUAUGGACUGAGUGUCUGCAGAUCUGUACUGAGACCUGUAUUUAUUUGUUAGGGAUCUGAAGAAGAUAACAGCCAUGCAAGAAUUGGUGAUGACAGAGUUUCUAAAGUUAGUCAAGACUAGAGGAGCAGAGUGAAUGGAGACAGAAUGAUGGGAAACCAAAUUCGGUGUAGACAAGUCCAAGGUAACGUCCUUUCAAACAAAUAAGUGUAUUCAAAAAUAGUCCCUAUUUUCAGAGUAGCUGUAGCAGAUUAGGAAAGGGCACAGUUAUAACUGUGCAUAUUUAGGUAGUUAUACAAAACUUUUGUCGGUGUUUAACAGCUGCAUUAGUCUGCAUGGCAACUAAGACAAAAAAUUAAGGCACCUGUUACCGAUGCUUACUUACUUGGCAUAAGGUGUUUGCUGUGACACUUUUUAACAUGGGUUGAUUUCUGCAAAGGUCCCACUAUAGGUUCCUUAGAACUUUACAUUAGAGAAGCUAACACAGUGCUCAUGGAGAUACUGAAAAUCUUCAACACUAGUGUAUCUAGUUUCUACAUGUUCCUCUAUUUUAUUAACAAAGAUAGGAGCAUGUAUUCAAAAGGCAAAUCAUAGUUUCAAGGUGUCUUUACAGUUCCGAUACUUAAAUCACCUAACAUGUACGGUUGGCAUUCAACACACGACCUACAGUCAAAAGGAAAUAGGAGUAUUCGUAUGUCCUCAACACAAUUUAUUAAUAAAAAAAGAGGAGGGGAGGGGAUGACAUCAUCAGGCAAUCCUGGCUUAUUACCCAAGCUGUUCUGAGCAGUCUUUCCAAAACUAUUAGAUCUUUUCAGAAAAUCACAUAGGUGGAACAAGAAGAAAAGCUUCAAAGGAGCCCUUUCUUUGGGGUAGGUGUUUAAUGUUAGCAGUGUUUCAAUCAAACUUACUAUUUUCUCUCUUUUUAAUUCAAGAAUAGACUGGGGGUUUCCCCUUCCCUUUCCCCUGUCAGUCAGAACAAAUCUUACUUGCCUGACCUAUUUCCUUCAAGUAAGGAAAUAUGCCUCUCUCCUCUUCUUCUUCAGGGAAAUUAAACUUGUGUAAAAUUAGUAUGUUCACCUACUGGUUGUUGACUUUAACUUUUUUAUUUUAGUAGCCUCUGUGGAGGAAUUGUCAAAAUAAAAGCUGCGUCUGCCCAGUGAAAUAAUCCCAAUUCCACUAACUACCAUGGUCAUUAGAGUCCCCUGAGAGGAGACAAUAGCAAUGUAGAUGGUUGCAGUGUCUGCUGCCUAUUUCAGUUUUGUUAGAGCGUGGCUUUUCUGGGAAGUUAACCAUCUUGGCAUUCAGGUUAAGAGUCCAGCUGGGCCUAGCCUGGCUGCUUCUUUGCAUUCCUUGACCCAUUUACAUGGCAUCUGGGAAGAGUUGUCAAGAAGAAGAUGGCUUGAAGCAACAUAUGCUUGCUACUAUCGGUAAAAUUUAUUUUUAAUACCAAGCUGGUCUGAUCUCUUUGUUCUACCCCCCUGUUUCCUCUUCAGAACAUUUUUGUAAGCAUCAAUUCUAGAUGGUGUUGUGUGACAAUGUUUGCUUUAGCAAGGUAGCACAGAUAAGUUAGAGCAGCUUUUUAGAGAACAGUUGUUGGAGACGGCUCAAUGCUAUGUAUUUCAGAAGGAUUUAUUUCACACUAACUCUGGCUCAGGGUGCUGGGGCUUUACUGUUGGUUUACAUCUGGAGUGCAGUAGGUGUGCUCCUGAAAUACAUUUUCAUGUUUGGUUUCAUACAGUUCAUAUUCCCUGAGACUUCUCUCCGAUGCCUGCUGAAGUGCAGUUAGUGGGGAUGGUGGGGAGUUUCUGCAGAAGCGCGCUCCUGAUCCCAACCAUGGUGCUAGUGUAGGCAUGCCUUGUGGUGCUGUGGAAGUUGUUGUAAUGUGUUCUUCCAGGACUGGGUGGAAAAGAGAUCCAAUCACAUCUUUCCUAGUUGCAGAAAGAAGAGUUGAAAGGCAGAGAGGUAUCCUUACCCCUUGCUGUCUUGCUCUCUGUUUCAGCUUCCUUUUCUUCAGUGAUCCUUUUCCUUGAAUAUGUGCAGUAAUUUGUGUCUUGGUCUCAAAAUCUCCGCCUUUCCCAUUCCUAUAUGUUUAGUGCAUCAGAAGUACAUACGUAGUGGUUGGGAUCUGCAGUAUCAGAACUAGCAUAUCCAGGUAACUGAAGAGAUUCACUUACUUCUAGAGAUGAACAUCAGCUCCACAGUGAAUUACUCAGAUCUAUAUGCAUUUAUACUAUAUAUAUCCUAUAAACCUUCAUACACUUGAGACAUUUAUCUUUGCGACCAAUGGUUCCUAGGAAGUCAUCUUAUUGGUGAUAAUAGUGAGUCUGAUAAGCUGAUAGUGAGUCUCAGUUCUGUGCUCACAAUUUGGAGCACAGAAUUUACUGGGAAUUUUAGAUUCAGGAACACUGUUUUCUUCAGUAGUGUUCUUCUUCAGUUUCUUCUUCUUCUUCUUAGACUCCAGAUGAUGGUUGGCCUCAUAAAUUAACUCUGGCACUGCUCUAGCGUUCGCAUACAUCCGUGCCUCAAAUAACUGGACAGUAUGUAUAUUGUACAUUAUACUGGAAUUUGCUUGUAACUCUUAAAGAUGUGGUUGAAGUGCACUUAGUUCUCAAACACUGGGUUCAUAGAUUCUCCAGAAGGCCUUGUGCAUAGUUCUGAUUCAGUAUGUGUUGAUCUACAAACAAUUCAAGCAAAACUCCUUAGGAGGAUUAUGGUUGCUUCCAUUCAAGGUUAGGGAGUUCGUAUGAGUGAGCCGGUCCUCUGGUACUGACCUGUAUCUAAAUGUUUUGGGACUGCAGGUUAUCAGAGCAAGUGUUUUCUGAUCCUUGGUUAGGGCCAUCGUGAUCAUGAUAGCAGCACCACAGUAAAUACUGCUCAUGAAAGCCUUUAUGUCAGCUUAUGUAGGAACUCUGUAUCUGAUUUCUUGAGGACUGUACUACAAUGUGAAACUUUAAUUUUUCUGGUCUCUAAAGUUUGCUAGAUGAUUGUUUCAGCAGAAAUCUGUUUGGAAACAAUUAGCCAAAGACAAAUCUAAUCCUCAGAUCCAAAGCCUUUGGAUGUUUUCCAAAAGUGGGUAUUUCCCAAAACAGCUUCUUUUUGAUAAGCUACAAUACCAAUUUCAGUAGUUGCAGUAGAAUCAGUAAGAGCCAGAGGUCCAUUCUGAAUGACUCAUUUGUAUUUUUUCAUUACUGUUCUGCACAUUCUGCUUAUCCACAUGGCUCAAGGAGCAUGACAAAGCUCAGAGAGGGUCUGUGUGUAGUUCUGGUAAUAGCAACGAUAUAGAUCCAGGUGGGUUUGACUCUUGAAUCUAGUGAGCAUGCUCUUUCAGUGGUCCAGCUUGGUUAGAUUUAUGUUCCAAACAACAGAUGGAUCUUUCACCUGUGCUGAUAUCUCUGUAUUUGAGUUCCUGGAUGCUGCCUACCUGUUUGUUUAUGAGUGAUUGGUUUGCAGAGAGAAGUAGUCUAGCAUGCUAGCAUAGGGAGUCUGGUGGAAAAGGUUUUCUGUUCAGGAAAGAUGUUCUUGCCAGGAAAAAAACUUUCUUUCUGCUAUAUUGGACUAUCUAAAUUUCUUUAAAUGAUUUGAUCUGUUCCUUCUUUUUGGGUAAAUUUGGCAAUAAUAGCUGCAAGAAGAAUGUUACUUCAUUGUGUAGUCAAAAGUCUUGAAAGGACCCAGGUAUGUCCUCUACUCCUUUCAGAAGUCCCUUACAUCAUGGAACUUUACUGGUUGCCUGAGCCAGUUUCAGGGAAAAUGCUGUGGCAAAACUGUGAUCUUACGUGACAUUCAUUGAUCUAAUUAAAGCUUUUGUAUUUUGUUUUGGUUUGGUUUUUUUAACUCACGAGGUUGUGAGGGAAGACUUUUGUUAAACUUUGAGUUUCUAACCAUUUCUAUCACGUAAUCCUUUGCUGACCAGAUGACAGCUGAAGUAAUGGAAAAUUCUAUUUAUUGUCACAAGAGAUUCUCUGCUGAUUAUCACUGUCUUUUCUGCUGUUAUUGUUGGUUGUGCUAAUAGUCGUAUUGUGCAAGGUUUGACAGAAAAAUAUUUAUUUCAUUUUUGCCAGUGAAAAAUUAUUCGACCUGCAACAGUCCCACAUUAUUAUCCAAAUGGAAGAUUCAUUGAUCAUUUUGCUUUUAGCCAGCAGCUUUGGUUUCACAAUCAUUAUAUAUAAAACCAAAUGCCAGCCUUCUGCACUGAGGGAUGAGCACAUGUGCCCAGUUACAAUAAACAGUUUAACAUCUGGGAAGAUAUUUUGCUACUGUGGUAAAUUGCUGUCACAGAACACCAUGACUGAAGAUGAGAUUAUCCACUACAUGAGUGGUCUCGUGCUGCCUGUGGACGUGAAACUAAGCACCGAGCUUAACUUCUGUUGUGCUGUCGUGCUCUCAGCACUCCAAUAUGGCUGUGAGACAGGAAGAGCAAAUGUGUGCCACACCAGAAGGCUCGAUCACUUCCAGAUGUGCUGUAUUUGGUGUAUCUGCAAGAUGAAAUGUCAGGACAAGAGUUCCAGUGCCGAAAUUCUUAAAAGUUAUUAAAUGUUUGGUAGUAACAGCAUGCUUAUAAAAGCCUGGGUAUCAGAGCAUGGCUGUAGCCUCAUUCAUGUGGCUAACAGGAAAAGUCACAUGGCUGUAUGUCAUGGUGGAGUAAAGUAAGCCAUCUGCUUCCUCAAUACAAUCAAUGUAAUUAAUGAGUCUAAUUUGAAGGGUUAAUGGAUUAACCCUUACAGGUGGGAAGCAACAACUUAUGGCAGAGCAAGGUGGUAACAGAUCUCUCUUGCUGUCCUAAAGCAUCCAGAAACAAGAUGCUCACAGUUCACAUGCGGACUUCAUGUCGUACAAAGCACAGGCGAGAUCCUGCAUGGACAGUGUCACUUGUCCUGUGUGCUAUUGUAUUUACAACUCUCCAAUCAGUUUGAUUUCUGAGGCGUGUCUUCAUUGUUGGAGUGACUUUAUUGUCAUCCAUCAAUGUGAAAUGAUGGUCACGUGCUGAUAAAAUUAAUGAAACUUGUUAGAAACAUUGAAUGUAUGUUCUCUGCUAUUUUUGAUGAAAACUUCUUUCCUGAUGCCCCAGGAUUUAUAGAAACAUCUUGUUAAGUUAAAUACAGAUGAAACUUAUCAAAACAAGCCUACUCUCUGGCAUUACCCAGAGUUUCUAGUAUACGUGGCCUCUGGCUUCAUUCACCCUGUUUACCUUCAUGCUUCCUUCCCUAAACCGCAUCCCUCUCUGAGUAAAGUAAAAUCUUGUAUAUUGAAUAUUGUGAGACUGACUUUUUAUUGUGACUGGAAACAGUUGUUCAAAUGUAUUUAAAGACUCUCUUCGUGGCAUUUGCUGAAUGAAUAACAAAGAUCUCAAUAAGUGCCUCUUGAGUACUUGGGCCAAGAAAGAUCUUUCUGAGUGGGUUGGGGCUUGUUCUGCCCCUACUUAUUCCUUCACAGCCUGUCUGUCAGAUGUUCCUACAGCAAGAAGAGAAAAAGCAAUUUUUUGUUGAGGCUUGUAGGCUAAAUGUAAACUGUGAGUGGCAGUGUGGCAUCCAUUCUUUUUAGGCAACCCUUAUCAACUUUAUGUUACAUAAGUGCUUGCAAACUCCCAAAAUCAAAAUUGUGUGAAUAUUCAUGGGGGGAAAAGGGUGGAUAUUUUCCUUACAGUAGCUGUGUUUCUUUAAGACUUGUUAUCUGUGUGUUCUGUUGUGUCCUGCCUUCCAUCUGUUCUGAUCAGGAAGUUGCUCCUGAGAUUCUUGUUCUUGAAUAAAGGUUACACUUUUUUCUUGCAACAGGAAGCAAGGUGUGCAGCAUGAAUGCUGGGCUUCACUAGCUGUGUCUCUCUUAAAAGAAUCUGGUCAUACAUUCCUGGGGCAUAUGUGGAAUCCAUGUGGACAAGGCAUCUCAAAGGACCACAGUUUAAAGAUAGUUUUGAUGCACAGAAAGCUCCUCCCCAUCACAUCAGGAACACUCCUCAAGAAGCACUGAAGUUACUGUCUAGUCACAGGCUCAAUGUACUGGACGUGAACAAAUAAACCCAUUUCUGUCUCAGAGCUAGUGCAUGCACAAUGACACACGAGGCAGAAGAGCCUUGAUGGACCCUGAGAAAGCAUUGGUUGAGAGUCGAUUACUGCUGCCAUUGAGACAACUGAUCCAACCUGUGACACUCCUGGCUUAUGUUCAGCAAUGUGAACCCCCUAAAAGGAAGCUGUGAAGUGGAUGAAUUUACAGUGUGGGCUCCAUGAAGGUUGCAGGUUGUGUAGUGUUGGUAUGACCUGUUGGGAAGGUAUCAUUUUGGUGUCUAAUAACCAUUGCAGAAAUGGCUUGGAGAUGUGCUGGGAUUCUGAAGAUCUUGGAUUCAGGUUUGUUGCUGAUUUCUAUGUGGGAGCUCCACUGAAGUUGAAAUGUGCUUUUGCAGCUGGGGGGUGAUAUUUCUAAUGUGCUUAAUUCCAACAGAGAAACAGUGUUGUUUAAAAUAGAUGUCAGAGUUACAAUAUACUUGAAUAGAGUAACAGCAAAAUUGUGGUGAGCAUCACUGUGGUUUUAAUCCAUUUUGCUGAGCAGCAUCGUAUGCUGGCAGGCUGUCUUGGAAUAGGAACUCCACUUUUUUUCCUUCUGUAGUCCAGUGAAGUCCUGACUCAAAGGGCUUCACUCUACUUUCUGCUUGCCUUUGAGGAGAUGGAUUAGCUGAAGUGUGAAUGUCGUCUUUGUGGUUUAUGAGGAUGUUUCAGUAGAUGAUGAGUGGGUUGUCAGGGAAGAUCUCUAGGUGGCCUGAGAA